CUAAGGAGCAGAUCCUGGAGCUGCUGAUCCUGGAGCAAUUCCUGGCCAGCCUCCCCCCGGAGCUCCGGAGUUGGAUCCAAGCCCGAAGGCCGGAUACGUGUUUCCAGGCGGUGGCCUUGGUGGAGGACUUCCUGAUGAGUCAACAGGAGGCCAAGUCAAGGACAUCUCAGGGGCCGUUAAAAGAAGAGCCAGUGGAUUUCCUAGUUGCAGAGAAAGAGCCCCUGAAUGCCGCAAAGGGACCAGUCUACCGUGAAACUGAGCCAAAUGUGGAUGCCAAAUUGCUGGGCAAUGGCUUCAAACCCCCAGGUCUCUCUCCUUUGCCAUUUCCUCCUGAAGGAGAAGUGGGCCAGACUGGUGGGAAAGAGGGACCCAGGGAUCUCAAGGAAACUGGAGGGUCUCUGCAAAUUGUGAAGCAGUCUCUGACCCAACCAGGCCAACAGACUAUGCUCUGGCAAGUCCUGCAGGAGGCUGACAACAGUGCAAACACAGAUAUUUUGGGGGAUGAAAUGGGAAAUUACAUCAAGGUGGAGAUUUCUCAGUGUGGAGAAGCUGAAACAGAGGAUACCUGCAGGAAGGCCCCACAGAUCAGCUAUGACCAUGUGCCUGUAAAACGGGAGAAACUAGAAGGAAAAUGGGAAGCACAAGAACUACAGGGAGGAUCACCAGUUGGGACAGGAAAUGAAUGUAUUGAGCUGGCAGAACUUCAUUGGAAGAGAUACGAGAGAACUCCUGUUACAAAUUCUAGGGAGGGCGGUCAUGGGAUCCCGGAAGCCCUCCCAACCAAUCCACCCCCACCGAAAAAGCCCCGCAACGGUCCAGAGCACAGCGUUGUGUGGGAUCACUUUGAGCUGGAUUCCGAGGACCCUUGCUACGGCAUCUGCACACACUGCAAGAGACGAAUCAGCCGAGGCAAGAACUCAAAACGUUUUUCAACAUCUGGGUUGCUGAAACAUCUUCAGAGGCAUCAUGCCAACAUUGUUCCAGCUGUCAUUACCACACCACGAACUGUGUUGCCAACUAGCAGAAAGGCAAAGGCACCUAUUCUGACGCAGAAUGCGUUGCCACAAUGCUGGACAAAGCAGAAGUCGUCAGGCAAAAGGCAGCCUGGUCCAAAGCCGUCCGAGGUGACCCGUGCUAUUGCCCAGAUGAUGGCUUUGGAUGACCAGCCAUUCAGCAUGGUGGAACAUACAGGUUUCCAGCACCUCCUGAAGUUGCUUGCCCCCAACUAUAAAAUCCCGUCUUGUACCACCUUCAGCAGGCAGGUCGUGCCCUCCCUGUAUCAGGCCUGCAGGGAGGAGGUCUUGGGGAUGCUUCAAACUACAGGACCCCCUGCCAGUGUGAACGUAAGCUCAGACGAAUAAGAACUGGCUUCUUCCUUCCUUUGAUCUUCGGUUGCUCCUGUGAGCAAAUAAGGGGGGGCAACGUUGGUAGGCAGCAGCAAAACCCAUUUUAACUCACUGAUUAAAUCAAUCUCAACAGAAAAUUGAAAUAAUAGACAAAUAUGUCAGCAAAACAUCGAAAAAAUAAAAACACAAUGUGAAAUAAACCAUGCUUUGUAGAGAAAAUGGUUAGAGCAUUAUAAAUGAAUCAGUUGCAGUGUCCGAAGUAAAGGGUAUUAAUAUGAAUGACAUUACCUAAUCAGUGGCAAACACAGAAGAAGCAUACAAAACCCAAACCACCUGCCCAUCUCUAUUUAACUAAGUUAAGCAUUCCAGUCAAACAGAAGAAGCAAAUCAUAUCUACCCUGCCAACAGACAGUUCAAGAUUCUUACAUUCUGUUCAGCUGAGAUUUAAAAAGCUGGUAUUAAAGAUUCCCAUGUCAGAGUUCAAAAGUAUAAAGAAAUGUUUAGAAAAUUAGGAAAACAGCGAGGCUAUGGAAGAAAUAAUUUCUCCGAUAAAGCAGUCAGAAUAGAACAAUUAUUGUUCAUCUUUACUUAAGAGGAAUCUAAGGUGGUGCUGUCAGCUUCCAGAUACCUACCUUAACACCUUGCACAUCUGCAUUUUCUCACAGACCCUUUUUAGAGACCUCUAAAAUACCCUUCUGAUAUUGCUUAUAAUCAAAUAAAAAUGAUUGUCCCAAUUAAAACAAACUCUAUACUGGUUACUCACUAGAUAAAAAAGUUAAUACUUUCUUCAAUCUCUUCCUUAAUUGCCUUCUGUUGAGAUUUCUUUCUAGGAACCAAGAGUCAUACAUUUGUCUAUUGAGUUUUCUCUUGGCUGAGAAGAAAGUGGUCUAUUGGUCCCCCUAGACUUGAUAUUCAAGCCUUAACCAGAACUUGGAAAUGAUAAGAAUGAAAAUUGAAAAUAAAGAUGAAAGUAAUCCUGAAGUUUAAUAUUCCACUAAGAAAAUAAACAAGUGCUGGUUGAAUGGAUUGGCUAGUAAAAUAAAUGCUCAUUGUCAAAGAUAUAAAACAUAAAUAUUUAUACAUCCUUAUUUUACCCAUCAAAGGAAGACCUGAGAUAAAGGAUUAAAAAUUUCAGGACAGGUUGGUAAAGAAAGUCAAAAUAACUGCCUAAAGCAAAAUGUAUUUAAUCUAAAAUGGGUUAAAAACGUCUCAACUUUAUUUACUUGUCCUUUUUAGUAAAGAACAUUCUAAUUAGCUCUGUACUGUUUCAUAAACAGAUCAGGACAGGACAGCUAAAUCCUCAUAUUUUCUUUUCUAAGUGCUCAUUUUAAAUUUAAUUUCUCAUUCUAAACUUCCUGUAUUAGCCUUAUAGCCUUGAUUUGUGAUUCAAGCAGCUCUUAAUGAAUCCUUCCUGGACAUCAGCCUUCAGCACAGAUCUCUCUUGAGGACUGCAUCUUUAAGAUGGAAAUAAAACCCAAAACCCGAAUCCUUAAAGCAGGAGUUUGGUUCUAGCUUCAACAAGCCUUGAUUCUUGUAUCUUUUUGUUUUAUUUAAAUUUGUUUAGACUUUGCUAAUAGAAAACAGAACUUAUAAUUACAUAGUUGCCAACCUGUUCAAACGUGAAGCAAGUAUAUGAAAUACAUAAAUAUACAGUAAGUCAGAAUUUGACUUGCAUGAUUUUGGAGGCAUAUAAAUGAAAUAAAUUUAAUAACAUAAAUAUGCCUAUGUCCCUCCAUAUUAAAAAAAAAUGGAAUGCCUUAAGAUAGGAAAAAAGCAAUUAAACAGCACUUGGCUGUGGGGUCCUAUUCUAGAUAACAAGACUGCAGAUAACAAGAAAACAUAGGAAAAUGUUGUUUAUACAUGCACAGAUGCCUCUUUGCCAUUUUGCACACCCAUUGAAAAACACAUCAAAAACCAUGGAUAAAUGAGACUCUUUGCUAAGGUCAGGUAUGUCUUUUUAACGUAUUUCAAGUCUGUAGCAAAAAUGUUGAAAGAUUUUUGGCAGGUGUCAUGGUUUAGAUUUGGUUGAGAACUGCUAAGAAAAUAAUAGCACUUAUGGAGCUUUUCUGGAUACAGUAGUUUUGAGAGGAUGCCUAUACCUUUGGGGAAGUCGGUGGACUCUGUAUUGAUAAAUCUCUUCUUGUGUAUAUAAUAAAGAAGUCCCACGUACUGGA
This is a messenger RNA of Python bivittatus (Burmese python), 3520 nucleotides long. NCBI's taxonomy places the organism in Eukaryota, Metazoa, Chordata, Lepidosauria, Squamata, Pythonidae. The record is from RefSeq and is a predicted model, not a curated record.